AUGAAAAGCCCCAAUCUUCCUCUGCAACCUCAUCCGGAACCUACGCAGAUCCCGAAUCCAGGACACAGUCAGAUGAUGGUGCCUACGGGUUUCGCAGCGCAGCUGCGAGCAGUACAAGACAUACAGCAAGAGCAGGCAGAGCGUAUUUCCAGAUUGGAGCAAGAGAACGCGAAUCUCAGGAAUUUUGAACGAAGCGUCAUCGACGUCGCCGAUCGCGUCCGAGCACUUGAGCAGCACAAAGCCUAUAUUGCCGCGAAACGUAGGGAGGCAGUCGGCCAACUUCUCAACAUGCGAACCCUACACCAAGAAGCCGACAACGCGUUUCAGCUGCGUACAUCAGACAUGCAACCAGAUGAUCUCGAAGGCAUAUUGGGAGUGUACGGCACCAUGUUGACCACCACAAUGAACCACCAUCAGCGUGUGCUUGCACAAACGCGUGCAAACGGCCACUUCCCCACCUAUGCAACACCGAUUUCACAGACUCAGCAGUUGACUGCACCAAUGCAGUAUCGCCACGCGUAUCCAGCUGCGUACUCCGAACAUGGGUACUGCUAUGCCCAUAACAUGCCUUACCACUGUCGUGUUUGCAGUAAGUGA
Molecule: messenger RNA, 597 nt
Organism: Alternaria arborescens
Lineage: Eukaryota; Fungi; Ascomycota; Dothideomycetes; Pleosporales; Pleosporaceae
Exons: 1
Coding region: 1-597 (198 amino acids)
Source: RefSeq, a predicted model, not a curated record